Molecule: messenger RNA, 2148 nt
Organism: Xylona heveae TC161
Lineage: Eukaryota; Fungi; Ascomycota; Xylonomycetes; Xylonales; Xylonaceae
Product: amidase signature enzyme
Exons: 6
Coding region: 151-1848 (565 amino acids)
Source: RefSeq, a predicted model, not a curated record
AUCGGGGACGGUCCCUCCAGCGCCUAGCUCCGCUUCGGCUCCUCUCCCUUGUGACGGUCCUACAAAAUGGUACUUGUUCGCAUUUCCUCUUCGUGUCUUUCCACUCUCUUGAUUUGCUCUGGAGAAGAGGUGGCGUAGAUUACAUGCAAAAUGGUUUACCCCUUGGGCUAUUUUCAACACCAGCGGGAUUGCAAGCACAAGCAGCAGGAACGUGCCUCGCGCAUAGCGACACUCCCCGCACCAUAUCUACUUCCCAUUCUGCAACAAGAUAGAGACCUCUUGGAAAAGCCCAUCGAAGAGCUAGUUCAAGAUGUCCACAAGCAGCUGGUCAGCCCAAUUGACAUCCUUCGCACCUAUGGAAAAGUGGCCGUGAAAGCACACCACAAGACCAAUUGCUUGACAGAAGUCAUGAUUCCGCAAGCUGAGAAAUGGGCUAAGAAUGAUGUCAAUUUGGAGGGUCCGCUAGCGGGAAUCCCAGUGUCCUUGAAAGAUACAAUCAUUGUAGGAGGGUUUGAUGCCACUGUGGGCUAUUCUCGCUAUGCGAAUAAACCAUUCCCUGAAGACGGGCCCAUGGUACGACUCUUAAAAGAUGCAGGUGCUGUUCCAUAUGUGAAGACAAAUAUACCCAUCACUCUUCUUUCCUUCGAAUCUACCAAUGAUGUCUGGGGUCGUUGUACGAACCCUCACAAUUCCAAAUAUUCACCUGGCGGCUCAACCGGCGGUGAAUCGGCUCUUUUGGCCUUUGGAGGUGGCAGAAUCGGUGUUGGGUCGGACGUGGCCGGUUCGGUACGGGUACCAGCUCACUUUUCUGGAAUCUAUUCACUGCGGUGCUCGACAGGCCGCUGGCCCAAGUUAGGGACAAACACAAGCAUGCCGGGUCAGGAAGGUAUACCCUCUGUGUAUAGCCCCAUGUCGCGGACGUUGGGGGACUUGACAUACUUUACAAGGAGCCUGAUCUCGAUGAAGCCCUGGAAAUAUGAUCAUUCGGUACAUCCAAUUGAGUGGAACGCUGAGGCCGAAAGCCAAGCCAUGGAGAAGAAGAUACUUCGCGUCGGUGUGCUUCGAGAUGACGGUGUCGUGACUCCAUCUCCGGCUUGCACACGUGCUCUUGACCAGGUCGUAUCGGCUCUUCGAGCUGAAGGCCAUGAAAUUGUCGAGGCUGAUCCACCUUCGCCUUACGAAGCACUCGUGAUUGCCUCUCAACUGCUGCUGGCUGAUGGCACGGAAACCUUCCGAUCCUUUUUCCGUACUGGUGAAUGGGAUGAUCCCGGCGCUGCUAUUAUGCGGUUUUACAUCAAGCUUCCUAGCCCCAUCAGAUAUCUUCAUUACCUGUGGGUCAAGUACAUUCGACGAGACGAUGUUUGGGCGGGGCUGCUUCGGGCUUGGCGUCCCAAAACAGUGACUGAACAAUGGAAGCUUGUAGCUCAACGUGAACUUUAUAAGGCGCGAUGGCACGCAUGGUGGGAAAAUGACGCCCAAUUAGACGUUCUACUUACGGUGCCUAAUGCUACUCCGGCGGUACCCCAUGAUGGCAUGAAGCAAGCAGUUAGCAGUUGUGGAUACACGUUCCUCUUCAAUCUGCUCGAUUAUACCAGUGGCGUGCUCCCCGUGACAAGAGUCGACCAAAGCCUCGAUCAAUUACCCAAGAGUUUCCGUCUUAGUUCAUUGAAUGGAGUUGCUCGCGGGGCAUAUGUCCACUACGAUGCCACCAAGAUGCACGGUCUACCGGUGGGAGUUCAGGUGGUGGGACAGCGCCUCCAAGAAGAGAAGGUGCUUAGCAUAAUGCAAAGAAUUGAAGAUGCUCUAGACCGGAGGGGCGGCAAGUACGAGUUGAUGGCAAUUGAAUGAUGAAAAGCGUCAUUUAUAUAUUCACUAAGGAGAUAUCUUUAUCCAUUUAUUACAAUGGCAUGCGUUUUUAAACGCGUCUGAAUGUACCUUAAUAUGUAACUACCGCGUACCAGACGUCUCCUGUCAGCUUAUCGAUAGACGAUUCUGGGGGGUUUUCUCGUCAGCUGACAGCGUGUUCUUAUCGCGCGCCUUUAGCGAUCUGCUGAGACCGCGAUGACUCUGCGAUUGACGUUGCUGACGAGCUGAAGAAAUUAAUUACAACUAUACACUCAAUCAAUUGAAUUGAUUCUUGAAGAAGGC